This is a messenger RNA of Trichoderma asperellum CBS 433.97, 417 nucleotides long. NCBI's taxonomy places the organism in Eukaryota, Fungi, Ascomycota, Sordariomycetes, Hypocreales, Hypocreaceae. The record is from RefSeq and is a predicted model, not a curated record.
AUGUCGAGAUACUAUAAAGAUCUCCCGCCAACUCCUCCAGACUACCCUAAUCAUGAAAGGGCUGCUUACGCCCAGAAGCUGCACCCAUCGUGCCAAGCAGCAGAAUAUCAGCAUACUGUUCUUAAACACCAAAAUUGCAGACUACAAAAGCAAAACACCGAGCUACAGCGAGAGGUGACUCAGCUGAGGGAGCAGGCCUCACAACUGGAAGAUAAAAUUAAAAAAUAUCAGCAAUACAUUAGGCAGCAGAACGAAAGUUUUGUCUUGGUCACUCGAACCGUGUGUUCUGCCUUCGAAAAAUAUCGCGAGAGUACAGGGGGUUUGUCGGCUCAAAGUUCCAACGCCAGCCCCAUUGACCAAGUCCUCGACGCAUAUACUGCAUUUAGUGAUAGCGAAGAAGACUUGAUGUUUUUUUAG